Nelumbo nucifera (sacred lotus) is the source of this 1163-nucleotide messenger RNA. RefSeq names its product peroxidase 21-like. Lineage: Eukaryota; Viridiplantae; Streptophyta; Magnoliopsida; Proteales; Nelumbonaceae. The record is from RefSeq and is a predicted model, not a curated record. Gene Ontology annotation, molecular function: heme binding; peroxidase activity. Gene Ontology annotation, biological process: hydrogen peroxide catabolic process; response to oxidative stress.
UCCACACUAGCAGCUUCCAGUCCCCAAUAUAUAAAUAUGCAAAUGGCCCUCAGUGAGAAUUGCCCGAGCCCAGGCCUCACUUUUCUGUUAUUAUUGCUAGCUUUACUGUUUCAUGCCGGAGUGUCCGAUCUUGGGUUAAAUUUCUACUCGGAAAGUUGCCCAAGGGCCGAAGAGAUAGUGAAGGAACAAGUGACGAAGCUUUACCAGAAGCAUGGAAACACUGCAGUUUCGUGGGUCAGAAAUCUCUUUCAUGAUUGCAUGGUUAAGUCAUGUGAUGCCUCGGUUUUGCUGGACACGACAAGCAGAAUUGUGUCGGAGAAGAAGUCACAGAGGAGCUUUGGGAUGAGAAACUUCAAGUACAUUAAUACCAUUAAGGAGGCCCUCGAAAGAGAAUGCCCCAUGACCGUGUCUUGUGCCGAUAUUGUAGCUCUUUCUGCAAGAGAAGCCAUCGUCAUGCUAGGAGGCCCGUACAUUGCUGGGAUGAAAACUGGGCGAAGAGAUAGCAGGGAAAGUCAUAUCUCCGUCGUCGACGACUUCAUCCCCAACCACAAUGACACCAUCUCACUUGUGCUUUCACGUUUUCAAUCCGUCGGAAUCGAUGUUGAAGGAACUGUUGCUUUAUUAGAACGUACAGGUGCUCACUCCGUUGGUCGAGUUCACUGCCUCAACAUUGUAGGUAGGUUGUACCCCAAUGUUGACCCCACCUUGGAUCCUGAGUACAGCGAGUACCUGAAGCGUCGGUGUCCAUCACCACAACCAGACCCACAAGCAGUGCAAUAUGCAAGGAAUGAUCGUGAAACCCCGAUGGUGCUUGAUAACAUGUACUACAAGAACCUGCGAACACAAAGAGGCCUGUUGUUGGUCGAUCAGCAGUUGGUUUCUGAUCCAAACACAUCUCCUUUUGUGGAGAAGAUGGCGUCGGACAAUGCCUACUUUCAUCAUCAGUUCUCUAGGGCUCUACUUUUGCUCUCAGAGAACAAUCCCCUCACUGGUGACCAAGGAGAGAUUAGAAAGGAUUGUCGCUUUGUCAAUACCCAGUGAUCCAUCCAUCCAUGUCUCACCAAAUACUUAAUCCCAUUUGUUUUUCAUGUGUAAUCCAUGGUGAAGAGCUCUUGUGCCAAAUAAUGACUUCAGUUAUGUUGCACCAAACUAGUUUUAAUUAA